AUGUCUCAAAGGAAGCAGUCUAAUAAGGAGUAUGUGGAAAAGCGUUUACAUGCUAGAGAAAGAGAGGUGAAGGGAGGAGAUGCUGUCCUGUUGGAGAAGAGGAAAGAAAACAAGUUGUCAACAGCCUACGAAAGAGAGCCCUAUACAGUGUUGUCUAGAUAUGGGGACCAAGUUAUUUUGCAGUCACCCUAGAGUUUCCAGUAUAGGAGAAAUCUACAGAAUGUUAAGCCUUUUUACUUUCCUGACCAAGGCUACCAGGCAGGAAUUGAGGAACCGGAACUUGCCACCAACUCCUGAAGCAGAAGUACACUCGCCACGGGUUCCUGUGCAGAUGCCGGAACAGCUACCUGCUGUUACCAUGCAACCACUUGCAGCCAAUCAAGAACCACCAGGGGUACCUGUGCAGAGAUCUGAACAGCCCUUGCUGUAA
Messenger RNA from Porites evermanni, 430 nucleotides. Lineage: Eukaryota; Metazoa; Cnidaria; Anthozoa; Scleractinia; Poritidae. The record is from the annotation of a GenBank genome assembly.